UAAGACCUUGAAACAGGUCAACAUUUACAAGGUCGCAGGGUCAGAUGGAUUACCAGGACGUGUACUGCGAGCAUGCGCUGACUAACUAGCAAGUGUCUUCACUGACAUUUUCAACCUCACCCUGUCCGAGUCUGUAAUAUCAACAUGUUUCAAGCAGACCACCAUAGUGCCUGUGCCCAAGAACACUAAGAUAACCUGUCUAAAUGACUACCGACCUGUAGCACUCACGUCUGUAGUCAUGAAGUGCUUUGAAAGGCUGGUCAUGGCUCACAAACCAUUAUCCUAGAAACCUAGACCCACUCCAAUUUGCAUAUCGCCCCAACAGAUCCACAGAUGAUGCAAUCUCUAUUGCACUCCACACUGCCCUUUCCCACCUGGAUAAAAGGAACACCUAUGUGAGAAUGCUAUUCAUUGACUACAGUUCAGCGUUCAACAACAUAGUGCCCUCAAAGCUCAUCAAUAAGCGAGGGACCCUGGACUAAACACCUUCCUCUGCAACUGGAUCCUGGACUUCCUGACAGGCUGCCCCCAGGUGGUAAGGGUAGGUAACAACACAUCCGCCACACUGAUCCUCAACACGGGGGCCCCUCGGGGGUGCGUGCUCAGUCCCCUCCUGUACUCCUUGUUCACUCAUGACUGCACGGCCAGGCACGACUCCAACAUCAUCAUUAAGUUUGCCGAUGACAAAACAGUGGUAGGCCUGAUCACAGACAACGAGACAGCCUAUAGGGAGGAGGUCAGAGACCUGGCCGUGUGGUGCCAGGACAACAACCUCUCCCUCAACGUGAUCAAGAGAAAGGAGAUGAUUGUAGACGACAGGAAAAGAGGACCGAGCACACCCCCAUUCUCAUCAACGGGGCAGCAGUGGUGCAGGUUGUGAGCUUCAAGUUCCUUGGUGUCCACAUCACCAACAAACGGACAUGGUCUCAAGCACACCAAGACAGUUGUGAAGAGGGCGCUACAAAACCAAUUCCCCCUCAGGCGACUCAAAAGAUUUGGCAUAGGUCCUCAGAUCCCCAAAAGGUUCUACGGCUGCACCAUCGAGAGCAUCCUGUCCGGUUGCAUCACUGCCUGGUAUGGCAACUGCUCGGCCUCCGACAGCAAGGCACUACAGAGGGUAGUGCGAAUGGUCCAGUACAUCACUGGGCAAAGCUUCCUGCCAUCCAGGACCUCUAUACCAGACGGUGUCAGAGGAAGGCACUAAACAUUGUCAAAGCCUCCAGCCACCCAAAUCAUAGACUGUUCUCUCUGCUACCACAUGGCAAGCGGUACCGGAGCACCAAGUCUAGGUCCAAGACGCUCCUAAACAGCUUCUACCCCCAAGCCGUAAGACUCCUGAACACCUACCUCUUUUACACCGCUGCUACUUUGUUGUUAUCAUAUAUGCAUAGUCACUUUAAUAACUCUACCUACAUAUUACCUCAACCAACCGGUACCCCCCUGUAUAUAGUCUCGCUAUUGUUAUUUUACUGCUGCUCUUUAAUUGCUCGUCACUUUUAUUUCUUAUUCGUAUUUUUUGAAACUGCAUUGUAGGCUAGGGGCUCGUAAGUAAGCAUGUCACUAAGGUUGUAUUCGGCACGUGACUAAUAAAAUUGUAUUUUCUUUAAAAGUUAACCAUUUUCACUGUAGUGUCCAAAACAGCUUUCAAGCCAUCAGGCAUUCCUUUGGCAGCAAGAGCCUCUCGUGGAUGCUGCAGUGUACCAACAAUACAGAUACCAACAUGAGCAGCAGCUACGUUUGGCUACAUAUGGAUCGUUAGUGGAAUUCCCGCGAGAGAGAAACGGUGAAUGUGAUUGGAUGUUAAUUAUUUGACUAGGCUAACUGUAUUUGACAUUGUGUUGUUAUUUUGUUGAACACUAGAUGGGUAAAUUUUAUUUUUGGCAGUGAAACGAGGCUACUCAGGCGAGAAAAAAACCUAACCCAAAUGUAUAGCCCUGUUUGAAAAUAUAAAAUGGACUGUUUGAAAAUGUAAAAAAAAUAAGAUAUAUACACUACCGUUCAAAAGUUUGGGGUCACUUAGAAAUGAACUUGUUUUUGAAAGAAAAGCAAUUUUUUUGCCCAUUAAAAUAACAUCAAAUUGAUCAAAAAUACAGUAUUCACAUUGUUAAUGUUGUAAAUGACUUGUAGCUGGAAAUGCCAGAUUUUUUUAUGGAAUAUCCACAUAGGCGUACAGAGACCCAUUAUCAGCAACCAUCACUCCUGUGUUCCAAUGGCACGUUGUGUUAGCUAUUCCAUGUUUAUACAUUUUAAAAGGCUAAUUCAUCAUUGGAAAACCCUUUUGCAAUUAUGUUAGCACAGCUGAAAACUGUUGUUCUAAUUAAGGAAGCAAUAAAACUGGCCUUCUUUAGACUAGUUGAGUAUCUGGAGCAUCAGCAUUUGUGGGUUCGAUUACAGGCUCAAAAUAGCCAAAAACAAAGCACUUUCUUCUGAAACUCAGUCUAUUCUUGUUCUGAGAAAUGAAGGCUAAUCCAUGCGAGUAAUUGCCAAGAAACUGAAGAUCUCAUACAAUGCUGUGUCCUAUUCCCUUCACAGAACAACACAAACUGGCUCUAAUCAGAAUAGAAAGAGGAGUCGGAGGCCCCGGUGGACAACUGAGCAAGCAGGACAAGUACAUUAGAAUGCCAAGUUUGAGAAAUAGACACCUCUCAAGUCCUCAACUGGCAGCUUCAUUAAAUAGUACCCGCAAAACACCAGUCUCAACGUCAACAGUGAAGAUGCGACUCGGAUGCUGGCCUUCUAAGCAGAGUUGCAAAGAAAAAGCCAUAUCUCAGACUGGCCAAUAAAAAUAAAAGAUUAAGAUGGGCAAAAGAACAGACACUGGACAGAGGAACUCAGCCUAGAAGGCUAGCAUCCCGGAGUGACACAAAACAUGUCAGUUUGUCACUUUCACAAGGCUGUAGUAAUGACAGUUAGAGUUAUUUAAGACAUUGGCUCAAGUCUAGGUUUUGCAUUUGAAUUUCAAGAAAAUUAACAGGGACACAUUUUUUUUACAUUGACUUGCCAACCCCAAUCUGAUCUGCCGAGUCUGCUUCACAAGCGUUCCCGAAAUUCUCAAAACUUUGCGUCUCUGGUUUUAUAAACUCUGUGGUAUAGUUUGCCAGCUUGUAGUCCUAAAAACUGGAAAUGAGUUAGCAUUUUCUACCUCUGGUUCGUUCAGCCAUUCCUAUGGGGGAAAUGAAUGGGUAAAAAAAUGGGGUCUUGGGAUAAAUGGUGUAAAAUAAGGUCUGAUGUUAAAAAAGGCUUAGGCUAUCUUAUAAGUUUUUCCCCUAUGAGAUAAUCAGUUAGUUAACAUUAUGAAUGAUGUUUUGAUUACAUAAAUGCUUCACAUUUUACAAUAACAUCAGCUGAUGAAGACUAUCUCAUUGGACAAAAUGUACAAGAUCUCCUUAACCUGUGUUUACCACAGACCUCAUUUUCAACAUUUAUCCAAAACCCCUCAAACUCACAUUCAUUUCCCCAUAGGCUUUAGAGGCCAUUACUAUUGCUCUCUAUGGAGUCCUUGGUUGAAAGACCUUGCCACCCCAAUCUAGCUUGCUAAACUAUCUUAGCAAACCAUUACAGAUUCGAUUUAAAAUAUCUCUCAAUCAUGAAAACUGACGGUCCAGAAGAAAAAUUGCAAUUGAGUCACUCGGAUACUUGACUUGAUCAAAUAGUUAGCUUGUGAACACAACUUAUUCUGUUCUCUUCUGAGCGUUUUGUGACGGCGCAUGCUACUUCCGGCUGCCACUAGUACCUCGUGACCGUUUCGCGCUCAAUUUUCAAAUAUUCAAUCUGAACCAACCCAGGCUCGCGGUGCUGGGGCAAAAGUCGUUGGCUUUAGCUAACGGUAAGCAAGCGAACUAGGUUAAUUUUCGAAAAGAAUCACUUUUAUUUGCAAAUCUUAUACAAUGGCAACUUGUGCCCCUGAUUCUUUGUUUCCUCUGGAAGAUUUUCAUGAUGAAACAGCACAGAAAGCAAGCAAGGAACAUUUUAAAAUACCUGUCUCAAGUGAGAUGGCCCAUGAAAAGGCCCAGUCUCAUACCAGUACUAUUCCGAACAGUGAGGUGCCAAGCUAUGAUGCUGGUUUAACAUCAUUCUCUGCUGCUGACUCUCCUCAAAUCGUAAGGAAUAAAGUCCCUAUGAGAAGGAAACGUCUGGCGCCAAAUCCUGACAGCGAAGAGCCAUUUGAUGCUAAAGAGGCCCAAGUCUUGCCACAAAUCUUCAUCUCCAACAAGACAUACACCUACGAUGAACGUGUUGCUCUGUUUUGCGAUCAUAUUAUUGGCCAGUGUUCUGCAGAAGACGCAGAUGAAGCUAUAAGUUUCUACAUAAUAGAAAAACUUGCCAGCAAACGCUCUUGGACUGCAGUGUGGAAAACUUCCCCAGAAGUCCUGUUGGUAAACUGCGAUAUUGGCGACCUGCCAUUUGUGGGUGUGCUUGUCGACGUCAACUGUACACCAUGCGAAGGAAAAAGCCUCCCUCUUCGAGUGUCUGUUUCCGUGGCAGAACCAUAUUCCUCAAACAUUGCCAACUUACCAAGAGAGUUGGUUGAAGAUGUGUUGAGGGAACAUGACUACUCUGUGCCAAUCUUGGAUGUCUACCCCAUACAAGGGAUGGGAGCUGAUGUAGACAACAUUGCGGAGUAUCUGGAACAUGCAAGGUUUUUCUACGAUUUUCUCUGGAGGGACUGGGAUGAUGAUGAGGAAUGUGACGAGUACGCAGGAGUCAUUGAGAAACGCAUACAGCUGUAUUAUGACAUUCAGGAUGGAACCAUCCCUGGUCCAAUCAGUGAGCGAUACCGCAAGACCCUGGAGGAGUACCGAAGCAAACGACUGGACUUGACAAAGUUCCAGACCAAAAUCCGUGGGGAGGCCUUACCAGGGGAGGCUGUGGAGUGCUGGAAAAAGUACUAUGAAAUGUCAAUGCUCUGUGGGCUCCUGAAGUUCUGGGAAGACCUACGACUCAGGAGCCAUGGACCCUUCUAUCCAAGGAUCUACAAACGCAGAAAGGGACAGAGAACAUCUGGAAGGAUUGUGACACACAUUGUUGCCCAGAUAAUGACAACAGACAUGAUCAAGAACUUCUCGGCGGACACUCUGAUCCAGCAGCAUGACAGUCUGUCAGCCGCUCUGGACUCAUGCUUCUCUGGGGACACGGUGGUGGUCUUCCCAGGAGAGUACCACGCAGUUGCACUGGCAUCCCUCACAGACGACAUCACAAUAAAGGGAGAAGGAGAAAGGAAAGAGGUGCUGUUUUACUCUGACCCAUCCCAUGACAACUUUGUGGCGUCCAAAGCCUCCAAGGUGAUGCUCAUGAACCUGACAUUGGUGCAGCAUGGAACCUGUGAUGGCAUUGUUGUGGUGGAGUCGGGACAGUUGACCCUGGACAACUGCGUGUUGAAGUGUCAAGGCACAGGAGUGUGUGUCCUGACUGGAGCCUCUCUGGUCAUGAAGAACUGUGAGAUCUCUGGUGCAAAGGGUGCAGGAGUGGAGUUGUACCCUGGCAGCGUUGCAGAGCUGCAUCGGAAUGAAAUCCACCACUGCAGCAACCAGCUGGCGAAAGACUCAAAAGGUUCACAGGGUGGAAUCAAUCUCAAGGUUCUCCCUCAGCCCCAGCUGAAGCUGACAGACAAUCAUAUUCAUGAUAACCACGGGUAUGGCGUGACCAUUCUUGUUCCUGACAAUCUGUACAAAGCGAGUGAGGACCUGGAGCAGACAGCCAGUGGGGACAAGAACGAGACAGAUUAUCUUUCCAAGGCCCUGCAGAAACUCAGUUUGGAGAUCACCACAAACAAACUGGAGUCAAACACCAAGGGUGAUAUAGGCUUGCUGCGCAAAAUGUGGGUGAAUUCCUGAGUCUAGGAUUGCAGCAUAAAUGUGUUCUACACAAUAGUUUAAACAAUUUGAAGUAACCACUCACAAUUUUACUGGAUGUAGCUGUUGCUCAGUAUCUUGCCAUGUAACAUUCGUUACUACUUUAGGUAGAUUGAUUUGUUUCAAGUGUUAGAUUAUAUUUGUGUUAGUAUCCAUUUCAGAGAAAGAUCCCAGCUUUUGUAUGCACUGGCCCUAUAAACAAAC
Salvelinus fontinalis (brook trout) is the source of this 6056-nucleotide messenger RNA. RefSeq names its product testicular spindle-associated protein SHCBP1L-like. Gene Ontology annotation, biological process: spermatogenesis; male meiosis cytokinesis. The transcript is spliced from 10 exons. Lineage: Eukaryota; Metazoa; Chordata; Actinopteri; Salmoniformes; Salmonidae. Gene Ontology annotation, cellular component: meiotic spindle. The record is from RefSeq and is a predicted model, not a curated record. The coding region runs from base 3888 to 5834 and encodes 648 amino acids.